Messenger RNA from Bufo gargarizans (Asiatic toad), 1492 nucleotides. RefSeq names its product tetratricopeptide repeat domain 9 (gene TTC9). Bases 119 to 670 code for a protein of 183 amino acids. Gene Ontology annotation, molecular function: protein binding. The record is from RefSeq and is a predicted model, not a curated record. NCBI's taxonomy places the organism in Eukaryota, Metazoa, Chordata, Amphibia, Anura, Bufonidae. The transcript is spliced from 3 exons.
GGUUGGCACUGCCUGCCGUGUGACUGGCCCUUUAACAGCUGAGGAAGGGGCUGCCCCCGGAGGAGGAGGAGGGAGCUGCCUCUGUCUGGUUGUUUGUAUCUCCCGUACACCGCUGUGGAUGUGCGGACAUGUAAGCACUGCCUGCACCGACAUGGACCGGGCCAGCCUCCCCGGGGGCGUGCGGGGGGACCCGGGGCAGCUCAUCCACAGAGCCCUGGACUUCAAGACCCACGGGGCGCAGUGCUACAAGGACAAGAAGUACCGGGAGGCCAUCGGCAAGUACCACCGGGCGCUGCUGGAGCUGAAGGGGCUCCCGGCGGAGCAGGACGGCCAGGAGCCCCGGCUAACGGAGGAGCAGCGGAGUGCGGCGGAGAGCAUCGAGGUGGACUGCUACAACAGCCUGGCAGCAUGUCUUCUGCAAGCUGAGCUGGUGAACUAUGAGCGGGUUAAGGAAUACUGCCUGAAGGUCCUCAAGAAGGAAGGAGAGAACUUCAAGGCCUUGUACAGAUCUGGAGUAGCUUUUUACCACCUGGGAGACUAUGACAAAGCACUGUUCUACUUGAAGGAAGCCAAGAGCCGGCAACCAACAGAUACAAACGUCAUCCGAUACAUCCAGUUGGCAGAAAUGAAGCUCAGUAGAUGUUCCCAAAGAGAAAAGGAGUUAUCAUAAUUAAGAAAUCUAUUUGCCAAUGGGAUCACAUGACUGUUUUAUCACUGCGAGCUGUGCGGGUCAGGGGUCCUGUAUACCUGACCAGUUCCACUGCUUUACAGACGCAAAGGACCUGGAAAUGUAAUUUACUGUAUGUGUAAUGCUGUCCUCUGCUGCAAUGCACUCUGCCACCUGCUUGCACCCGCUAUGUUGAAAAGGGAAGGAGGGGGUGGUGAUGUCGACAGGGUGCAGAUUUCACCUUAAACCCUCAUUUAUGUUUUUUAUUUGCUUAUGGGUCAAACUGUUUUUAUCUUCUGCAUCAUGUGAAGUCUUUCCGGCCCGGCUUGUCACCGUAAGCUAAUUUUAUAGAUCUGUACUUGUUAGAAACACUUCUACUGCUAAGGGCGAAAGCUCCAGCCCAAUUACAGAACAGAGGCAGGAAGCGGGCACUUUACUAAUGGCCGCAGUCCUGAUUACAGAGUAUAUCCAUGUGUGCAGAUUGUCGUCUCAGCCCAUCCAGCACUGAUUACAGGGAGCGAUACUGUACACUACUUCCCAUAGCGAUGCUAAGUUCUUCAUUACAACAACCUGUAGCCGAAAUCUAGAACAUUUCAUCUAAUAGGGAACAGACGUUCCUGAGCUUCUAACUAUACACAGGGCUUUCAUGGCUCCCCGCUUCUGAGCUGCAUGUUACAGAUUGUUGUAUGCUUUGAAGAAUGAGGACACCUACCUGACAACCUGUCUUUUUAUGUUAGAUUGUACAGUUUUCGCCUUUUACUACUGCAAUAGCCUGGGUUCAUUAACUUGAAUUAAAGAAGUACUUCGGGAAAACAUGAAUUCAAA